AGCUCUGGUUAAAUCAGAUCAACAACAGUUUUCGUCGCUGAAAAGGUGCGAAUCUGUACGUAGAAGUGUUAAUAUUGCAUCCAGUUUGUUCGGAACAUUGUACCACUGCGACCAUUUGAUGUGUUUGUUCAACUUGUUGAUUUGAAGCAUCGGAAACGAAAGAAACCAGCAGCGACUGGUAGAGGCUUGCUUAGCGCAACUCCAGUCUUGCGGGCGCUAGAAAGCUGAAGUCAGACAAAAUGGAAGACGACAACAGUAGCGAAUACAACGAUGGCGAUAUAGUUUGGGUGAAGCUCAGUUACUGCUGGUGGCCGGGAGAGGUAUUGUCCGGUGAGCGGCUGACCGAUGACUUCGUCUCCACACUCAAACGGCGGCCGCUUGCUGUUGUGAAGUUUUUCGACGAAGAUUCAUACGAAUAUGUAAAGAACACCAAUUUUAUUUACAAGUACAACUGCAACAGAAAGAAUGAGUUCUUAAAGAAAGGGUUAGAGCAAUACCGAUCGAAGAACAAACACAUGGAAAAGUUCCCGUCAGAUGUGAUGCAUGCUGAACGUGCCACCGGUGGAGAUCCAAAUAUCGUUAAUUCAAGCGAUUUUCUGCCCCAGAAGCGCGAAAGCUACUCCAAUAUAUUUCAGCCGGAUAGCAACAGCAAAGCUAAAGGCAAAGCAUCAACGCCACGUUUCUCUAAAAAAUCAUUGUCACCCAGUAAAGUCAUACCUGUUAUUCCGGUAAGAAAGCAUGAGGUGCGAAUUUUAGCCCAGUCUUCAACAGCCACGGGAGUUAAUAUGGAUAACCGAGGAUUAUUGACGCCCUCGAACCAGCAGUCACCACUCUCAGCAACGUCGAGGCUCAUCCAUUCGUCGCUUAAUUCUUCGCUCGAGCACAGAACCCCUGACAACGGUGUUCCAUUGCUACACAAUUCCAUUUCUCCCUCACAGAUUUACCACUGCCACAAGUGUGGCUUCGAGAGCGGCCGCCAGAAUGUUAUUGUGCUGCAUACUAAAUACUGUCGUGCUGUCCCAAUAGUACCAUUGAAUGUAUCUUCUCUAAGAGCUUCGAAACCAACCACUUCGACUCCGAAUAUAGCUACGGAAGCAUCAAAAGCAAUGGAUGCUAACGAUGCAGAGCUACCCGCUAUAAAAAUAGAGCAUGUUGAUGAUGUUGAGGCAAGCGUGCAACAAGAAGAGAUGGUCGAGGUAAUUCAAGUUCUAGAAUCAUCGACAGUGCAAGGUCGUUCUAGUCGUGCCUCGAGAACCGCCGCGAUGUCUGCUACUCCAACGCCAAAACUGGAUCGGCGAAAGAAUCGCAGUCGCGGGAAGACAGCGGUGAAUGAAGUUCCCAUAAUCGACAGCAACGACAAUGUGGAUGCUGUGGUCAUGAAAGUAGAAAACACCGAAGAGCCGAUUGCAGAAGGUGCCGGAGAUGUAGAUGGAAAAAAGACUUCGAGUACGUCAGAACACAAGGACGAAAAAGACAUUAAAAACAAACCAGAUGUGGAGCUGAAAAACGAACUUCUAGCAGAUUGGAGUGAAGAUGAGCAGGACGACCAGGAUGAAGAAGCUCAAAAUCAAGAUAAAAGUGCAACAAAGACAUCAACUCCUACGGGUGACGUUGAAAAAGAUGCCAUCAGUGCAGAGAAGACUGCUCAUGCAUCGAAUGACGGCACCAUAGAAAAAUCGGCGGAGUUAUCUCCACAAAUAACUUCUCCGGUUUCCUCUUCUGCAACUACAAUUAAAUAUCGGAAUAUACCGAAAAAACAGAAAAGGGAAUUUAUCGAAGUAACAAACGAUCAACCAUCGCAACCGGUGAGUGCGAUUGAAAAAUCAUCCAGCGAUAGCAGUAUCAGUACUGCGGCGACUUGCGGAGAAACGCUAAGUGGACCGGACAAAACACCAACUUCGGGUGACGCGUCUUCUGAACGACCGAUCAGUGCUAAACAACGCAUUCUUGACCGAGCUACUCGUGCUUCAAGCAAGUCGAUUAGCAGUGACGAUUUAAAGCAAGAGAUUUCAUCGAAAGCAGCUACCCUUGAUAAUCAACAAACAUCCGAAGAAGAAUUAAAGAAAGAAACAUCCUGUUUUGAUUUCAAAGAAGAAGAGGAAGAGGAAGUGAUCCUCAACAAGUCCCCCAGAAGAUCACUUUCUAACAGACGUGAUACGUCCCUAGAACUCAACACAAGCGUUCCAGAUAUUGUUGUCAAAGAUCAGGAUGAUCAGCAAGAGCGUGCGAAAAAAGAUGCCAAUCUUCGAAAUGAGAUUGAAUCACUGCUUUCGGAAACCAGUGUACCAAAUUUGCCAGAGCUUCCCAAGACAUCCAGAACAGUUUCACCGGUUCCGUCUUCUUCUUCAACCGAAACCACACCUCAAUCGAAAGAAGAUAUAGAUCGCAACCGAACCCUUCCUCCCAAAGAGCGAGGUAAGCGCAUCUUUAAGACGCGCAACAAGGUAAUAGAGAACGAAGCAAUAGCUCUCGAGCAGUCGAAGGCUAUUGUUAUGGAUUUCGUUAAAAAGUCACACGAGGAAGAACUUGCUGAGCUUCGAGAACAGCAAGAAGCCGAAGCAAAACAGUGCUCAGAAUCACCAACAACCACCAAUGAUGAUUCGCAGGAGUCGUUGACCUUGAAUGAACCAGUACGUUUUGAGAACUCCGAAUUUGCAGCAAUCAAAGCUAAGCGAACAAAAUUACCACAAACAAACGACUCUAAAGUUGCAACAGAAAGCAAAGAAAAGCCUCAAGAAUCAUUUGUCAGCUCCAGUAACGAAACGAAAACAGCAGAUACUGAGUCGAUACCAGUAUCGAUCAGUAAGGAACAGCUUGCUUUGGAUGCGCUAGAAAAAACUCCGGUUCCCUCUCAAAUCACUAAAGGUAAAAAGGGUAAGUACCGGAAGUCAAACGCUCCCAUUUCAGUGGUAAGUAAAUCAUUCGAAGAUGUUGAGGUAGAACAGCCACCUCGCGUCGAGGAACCUACCCAAAAGCGAAGAAAGAAGCGUUCAAGCGAACUGGAAAAUCUUGAUCUCACAGCUCUCGACACUCCGCGUUCACGAAGAGGCCGAAGCGUUAAACAGGAAGAACCAGCCACACCCGAAAUGGUAGAGUCGAUGCAAUCCAACUUAUCGGACAAACAACGUAAAAUGAAACGUUCGAAGAAGGAAGAGUUAAGUGAAGAGGUGCCCCAGGUGGAAAUCCGAAUUCACGAGAAACUUCCCAGUGAAACGAUGUCACCAGUUGACAAAAAGGGUGAACCUGAUGCUGUGAGGCCCAAACGAUAUAAGCAUCUACAGCAGCAUUCAGCAGAUUCAACGGCUGACUUACAAGCAGAACCUGAGCCUUUUGUUCUUAUCAAUGAAGGCGCAGACAAAAAAACAUCGGUGCCCGACGCGGAAUCUGCCAAACAACAUCCGUUGAAAAUGAUUAUAAAAUCCAAGGGCAGAAAAACUAAUGCGGAGAUUGUUUUCGAUCAGGUAAUUACAUCCCCAGAAUCGGAAAAUGCUGAAGAGCUUAAGGAAUGUUCACCAAUUUCACUUAAAAGUUCCAAAAGAAAAAAGGGUACAGGGGGCAUCUUGCUUGAUAAUAGUGAAAAACAGCCUGGACCCGAAACGUCCUUUCCAUCCACGCAGGACAACUCGGGUAAAUCAUUAAAACCGAAGCGGCCAAAGUUCAAACAAUUAUGUGACAAAGAAUUGACAAAAUUCAGCGAAAAUUUGCAAUUGGAUUCGCCAUCACUCGAAAGAAGUGAACCUGCUGGGCCCAGUGUGACCGACUUGCAAAUUGCGGAGGCUUUGAUUAACCUUCCAGAAGCUGCUCCUACUAAAGCUGUUGUUCGAGAACACGAGCCGGUUGACAAAAAAUCGAAUAAUUCACCACUCCCAGUUACCGCGACUAUUAGUGGUUCCACCGUAAAGACGAUAAAUCCACGAAAACGACAUUUACAAACACUUCUGAGCAGUCCGGAAGUUCUUGAACAACCUAAGCAAACUGGCAGUAAAAUCAUUCCAGAAAAGAAAAAACGAGAGACGAUAGAGGUCGUUAGUGUAGCUCCAGCGACGAUUGUUUUGGACAAAUCAACCGUGGCAAAUUCUAUCAACACCUUGGAUGACGAUAAAUUCGACAUUAAUAACAUCCCGAUAGUGAUGGAUGAUAGUGAGCUUUUGGAGGAUUCGACCAUUUCAACUACCACCGUUGCUGGUAUUGUUCCAAAUUCGUCAGAUGUAAAUGUGGAAGAGGAUAAUGAUGAAGAGAAAUUACCCUUGAAAACGAAGUCAGCGCCGAAGGCGACAAUCGUGGUUCUGAAAAAUUCCAACGACUCGUCCAAUCCGGAGGAACAGAAGGAACCUGCACGUGAAAUUUCAUCUCCUGUGCCGAGAAGAACACCUGGCGUUAAGUCUACAACCAUCACGAUUAAAACCCCAUGUGAUCAAUUAUCUCCACGACAAACGCAAUCACCAGCCCAUUCUCCGCCAAUACGAUCGGCGCAGUUAGUGCAAGCGGGCAGCGGUGGCCAAAUCGUGAUUACUAGCAAGGGAACCGUUUUGACAACCCAAUCCUCUGCCACCUCUUCGAAGACUAAUCUGACUGUCGCAUCAAAGGCACAAGUAGUAACAACACAAUCAUCAACUAAGAAAAGUACAGUAACUUCGGCCAGUAGCCUGAGUGCUAUAAGCAGCUCAACUACCAAACCUCUUCCUUCAUCGGCCACUACCAAUCAACAACGCACCAACAACAGUGGGGGGAACUCAAAUUCGAGAGCCGCAUCCAUCAAGUCGUCCGCCAAGAUAUCUGUACAAUCUCAAGAAAUAAUUAAUCAUCCGGGCAAAGCGCGGUCUACGACAAAAGAAUCUGAAUCAACUUCUCUUAAAAAGACAGAAAUGUCGAAAAAAUAUGCAUCCAGCUCAUCGCCGCCAAAAAAAGUGAUUAUGAAAAAACUAUCUGAUUCUGUGUUGUCCAGUGGAAAGCCAUUAUUCUCAACGUCGAAAGGAGCGCCAAUUACGCCCCAACCGGCGACAUCCUCUGCUCUAAACCACGGCAAAAAAGCCCACCGAGUGAUAAAGAUUUCACCACAGAAACUUAAAGAAUUCACGCGCUUGGGUAUGGUUGAAGACAAAGGUCAGGGCAAAGUACUGACAGCCAGUGGUAUGAGGAAGUUCCGACAGGAACAACAGCUUCUUCAACAACAACAGAAGUCAAAAUCUGGCGAAUCGAAGAAAGUGUCCCGAGCGGAUUCUGUCGAUGAGGAGCCAUCCACAUCCACUCCCACGCCUCCACCUCCUAGUGACACUCCUAGUGAAGUAGUGAUCGCAGCAGCAGCUGAUUCAUCAGUGAAAGAAAUUCCAGUUAUUUCCUCUGACGUUGAAGAGCCAAUAGAUGUGGCUCCUUCGACGUCUACCGUGCAAUCUCCGGAAAAAUCGGCUUCUCCGGACAUCAACACAGAUGAAUCGUUACCGGUGGAGGAAAAUGAAGCGGAUGCCACCAUUGGAGAGACGGAGGUAGAGAGUAGCACCGCGAACGCAGCAGAAGAAUCAGAGCCACCUGGUGAAGCUGUAGAGACGGUAGAGUCCGUCCAUACAAUAGCAGAAACAUCUGCCGAAACCGCUGAACCCGGUUCCAAUGUACAAGAAUCCUCCCAAUUAAUAGCAGUUCCAGCUGAAAACUUCGGUGGGCCUGCUAACCUUUUCUAUCUUUGUUCGGUCAGGGAGGAAGGUUUCGUUCCUGUGAACAACGAGUUAUUAUACUUGGAUUCUUCGAAUCAGCUAGUAGCUCUGCCAGAGCACUCAUCGGUCGAGGAUUUAGUCAACCAAGCGGAAGUGCUUGAAAUAUCUACAGGUAGUGAUCAAGCAACAGUGGUGACUGCUACUGCUUCUGGCGACAUCGAAGGAGUUGGCGAAGCUGGUCAGCAGAAUAUACUGCUGAACACACAGGACGGACAACAGAUCAUUCUAGAUCAACAAAGUUUAAUGGCGCUGGCAGCCGGUGGCGACACAUCGCAUCUUCUUACCCCCGAUGGACAGCAGAUUUUAUUGCAAGGUUCGGCACAAGAGCUGCUGGCAGCAUUGGCCGUAAGUCAAGCAAGCCUCGGAAUUGUGGCCGCAGAAGGCACACAAAUCAUUGUGGCAUCAGAAUCGUUGAUUGAUCUUCAAGAUGCACCUUUGCCUGGUGAAAUUAUCCAGGUUAAUCCGAACACAACUGUCGAGACGAAUGCUGUAUUAACGAAACCUCCGAUCAUGUCGACGGUGGAAGUACCCACAAAGAACGGCAACGGAGCGGAAGCGUCAAUACACUCUCCGGAACAGAAGACCCUAGAAACCGUGUCAACGAACCUCGAUGAAAGCCUCGCCGCUGUAAUUGGAGUUCCAGGAAAUCCGAAUGUACCCACAUCACUGGAAUUACCAAUCACCGUUACUAAUCCGGUCAUUGCAAAAACGACGACCAGUAAAAUCAAUCCCAUCUAUCCCCCGACCACGGCUAUAUCCACAAUCGGGAUCGAUCCGGCGGCAGCAAUCAUUGACCUACCGACGGUAGCACAAACAGGUACAGAUAACUCAAACGUUGAAACACAAGAGCAUUAUUCUAGUGAUGACAAAAACAGUGACACAGGAAGAUUAGUUGAUGAAGAUGAAGCUGAAAUGAUAACAGCGACUAAUGGUAAAACCACUGACGUAGAUGAUGAAAAUCGUGAGGUAGAUGCUGAAGACGACCUUGAUGAGAUCAUUCCCAACACGCCAGAAUCUCAGAUGAAUAGUCAUGCUGAUAUUUCAUCCCAGUUUAGUGACGAUGAAUCUGAGGCGACGGUACCAAUUCCAAAUGUCGAAGGAGAUGAUGAUGAGGAAGACAAUGACUCUAAUUGCAGCGAAAUCAUUCCCAUACAACCAAAUAUCGUUAUUUUGAGGAGCAUCAACAAUGAACUCAUCAGUAAUGACAACAGUAGUGAUAUGGAGAUUGAAAAUCCUAACACGACUUCGGGAAACGAGGAAAACGAUCCCAACCAAACAUCGAACCCCGAUGAGACAGUGUUUGAUGCAGCUAAUAAUUCUGUAGUUGAAAGAUAAUAUCUGAGAAGGGAGAGUGCAAGAUCCACAGAUUUCAUUUCUCUAACCCAGGUUGAGCCUGGUAUCAAUUACGGUGUGUCGCCAACAGAGCAGCCAAGGUCAAAAAUGGUUCAGACUAUCUCAGCCAAUAGCUCUACUUUGCAUUCUACGUCAUCGUCAUCAUCAUCAUUAUCAUCAUCGUCAUACCCAUUCUCGAUGAACCGUUAUAAUCCGCAUACCUUCGUCUCCAACCGAAACAACAACAGCAAUACUAUCUCCCCAACGACAACACAGCAUCCGUUUUUUUAAACUACAACACCACAUUAGAGCGGCUUCCAUAGACUCUCUAACAUCAAUUAAAUCCAUCUGGGAAUAGGAACCGCUGGAUAUUACCGACAUUAUCGAGUCAAUCAAAGGCAACACAAAACACACAUACACAUCAAUCUAAUAAGCGAAGGCAGCGGUCUCGACUCUAUAAUACUAUCGCCGCCAGCACUUAGCCCUGUAUAUAAAUAAUGUAACCUAGCCUAAGCUAGUAUAGAUUUAGCCAAUAGGAGCGUAUUUUUGUUGAGGAGUAUGAUUACUAUGAUUUUUUUAAACGUUUUCGUUGUUUUCAAUUACCAUUUUCCCACUUUUCCUAAUUUUGUCAAUGCGUGUUUAUCCUCACAUACUCACCGUCUAUGUAUCCCUUUCCCCUGCUUGUAUAGAUACCAUAAGUUUAUAUGAAUUGUAUUCUAAGCAUUGGACGAUUUAAUUUCCGAAAAUGUCAUUAGUGACAUUUGGAACUUUUAUCAUUCUAAAGGCAGUGUUUAGCAAACUGUUCAAUUUUCUAUUACAAUAAAAUAUAUAAAUAUAUAUAUAUACACGUAUAAGAAAAGUGAGUCCCCUUUGUAAUAUAAGAUUACAUAGUGUAUUGGAAAAACGAAGAGAUUUUAAAUCUCUUAUAAAAUGUACUGAGUGUAUCGUUUCCUGAUUGUUAAAACUGGUAGAAGCUACAGUUGGUGAAAUGCUUUGACGCUAGAAGUAACAUUGUUGCUUUCAAGCGUAUGGUUAUACUUUUUUUUCUCAACAAUCCCACAGGUAAACUAUUGGAAAACUCAUACUAGGGUGUAGUGGCUUAGUUCGUAAGAUUAUUCUUCUAUUAUUGUAUAAUCAUCUGAAUAUCAAACGAAUUGUGCCGAUGUGUAAACAUGGAGUGAGUGGAAUUGUUGUCGACGGUUCUAGGUCGUGUUUCGGGAACGCCGGAUUGGUGAGCAACGAAACGUAGUUAAGAUGAUGGUACGAUCAAGUAGUUUUGUCACGUCCACACAUGAUACACACUCGAUACACUUACUAUUACUGAUAUGUAUUUAUAAGCGUAAAAUAUAGUAACUAAAUUUAAUUAAUUAUUGUGUAGCGAAUAAAUAUUAUGAAAUCAAA
Messenger RNA from Toxorhynchites rutilus septentrionalis, 8441 nucleotides. RefSeq lists its product as uncharacterized. NCBI's taxonomy places the organism in Eukaryota, Metazoa, Arthropoda, Insecta, Diptera, Culicidae. The coding region runs from base 240 to 7043 and encodes 2267 amino acids. The transcript has 10 exons. The record is from RefSeq and is a predicted model, not a curated record.